Colletotrichum godetiae is the source of this 1458-nucleotide messenger RNA. RefSeq names its product Pyoverdine/dityrosine biosynthesis protein-domain-containing protein. Lineage: Eukaryota; Fungi; Ascomycota; Sordariomycetes; Glomerellales; Glomerellaceae. The record is from RefSeq and is a predicted model, not a curated record. The transcript has 2 exons. The coding region runs from base 1 to 1458 and encodes 485 amino acids.
AUGCCUUCUCUUGUAGAGACACCGGUUCGCCAACCGUCACCAGAGGUCCAGCUCAUCUCAAAGGUGGCACCUCAGAUGAUGGACGAUGAAGCCCUCUCAAAAGCUGCCGACAUUCUGGAUAUCAUCUGCCGCUACCGCCUUAGACGCCCACACGAAACAUGCCCUGCCCAGCUUGAGGGCAGACUGGGUUUCCUCUCCCAGAUCUACAGAAAAGUCAAGACACAGAGCCCGAUCCGCAUGUGCCUUCCCGCUUUCCCUUUCAAGUCGCCCAACACAAAAGACAAGGUCCUCAGCCGUCUGCCGGAUAAGGCCGAGGAGUUCUCUCUCGCAAACCUCAACGGUCUUUGCUCUGCAAUCAAGGAUAUCUACGAGCCUGGCGCGAAGUUGACCAUCAUCUCUGACGGUCUUGUGUACAACGAUCUCCUCGGCGUUGCCGACAAGGAGGUCUGGUCAUAUGGAGAGACUUUGCGCGGUAUCGCUGCCGAGAAGAACCUGCUCAACAUCGACUUCUCGCGCCUUCAGGACCUCGUUCACCUUCCUAACCUCCCUAACAAGCUCGAGGAGAUCACAUAUGUUGCGAACGCCACCAACUUCCGCCGCGCCCUUCUCAACACCUUUGGUCGAUCUGAAUACGACCCUUCCACCGAGAUCUCCAAGAACGAGGAUACUUGCCUGACAUAUCGCGGGUAUAUCAAGUUCCUCGAGACCGAUCUGCGCCAUGUCUAUCCCGUUGGAGAGGACCGAUCCAAGACUAAGUUCAAGACUGGCAUCGAGUACAUUUCCAAGCAGAUGCUACAGCGUGGUGAUGCCUUCGCUCGCGCUGUUCGUGAGAACUUCCGCGACCACAUCCGCCUGUCCAUCCACCCCUCCACCGGCGAAAACAAGAUCUCCAUCAGCCCUCUUCCCACCUCUUCCUACUACACGACCCCCUGGCACUGCUCGAUCGCCUUCGAUCUGAGCGGCGCGAUCACGACCGGCCCCCGUGCCGACUUCGAGAACGACCCUAAGUAUGAACUCGUCUACGAGGACGGCAGACCUAGCUACUUCCGCGAGAAGAGCGAACUGAUGCAAUGGAAGUCGGACGUUGUCUUCGAGCCCAUGUACCCCUGCGGUCUUCUCAUCCGCCCGGCCCCCGGCUCCAAGAAGCUUUCCAUCCACGACGUCGAGGCGCAAAAGGUCCGCGCUCUGUCCGAGGUCAACUCCCCCGUUGUCAUGAGGGGGUUCACAAAGACCAAGGAUCGCGACCUGUUCGUCAAGAAGUCAGAGGAGUUCGGCACUCCCUUGCCGUGGAAGUUUGGUCUCGUCCUGGAGGUGAAGGACCAGGGUGCCGAUACCCGUGGUCUGAACAACGUUCUGUCAGCCGAGUGGAUGCCAUUCCACUUCGAUGGGCUGUUCAAGACCCACAAAGUGCCCCAGGCGGACGGAACUGAGAAGCUUCUUCCCAACCCUCCCAAGUAA